AUGCUUACAAUGUAAGAAGAAAAACGUUAUACUUAUGUUUAAAAGAAAAAAUUUGAGAAUAAUGAAAGGUUUCAUUGUGGUAAGCCUAUUAAAGAAAAAAAAUAGUAGAAUUAAUUUAGUUUAAACUCCAAUAUUGACGAGAAUAAUGAAGGAUAUGGCACUAGUUUGUUUAAUCAUCAACAUCUAUAAAAUUUAAUAGUAGAAGAGUUUUCUACAUAAGGAAUUUAUUCAUCAACUAGAAGCAAUAGGAACCAUAAUUCUUCCGAAAAAUCAAGUAGAAGAUGUUAAAAUUUAGACAAUGCGAAUAGAGGGCCGCCCUAAUUAAAUAAUAAAAGUGAUGAAGAACAAUAACAAAAAGAAAACAUAUAAAUGUUUAAUGACUUUACUUAAUUGUUCAAUUUCUUAAAGUCUGUGAAAAAUGAAAAUUAAGUCUGCUAAUGGUCAAAGAAUGAUGUAAAUAAUGAUUCAGACAAUUAUUUAAAUUAUUUAAUAUUAGCAUCUAGAAAGGAUAGUGACAAUUUCAUCAAUAUUUAAAUGAACGUGGUAGUGAAUUAAUAUUUCAUACUUCGGAUAGAAGACCCAACAUUUAUUGUUAAUAAUCUAUGCUUAAAUUCAAAUCAUUAUUUGAAAAUAGGAUCUUUCAGCUAUUUAAGAUAAACAAACUAGAUUAUUUAUGAAAUUAAAGAAUUGUAACUCAAAAAUGAACAACAAAUUACAAGCAUUAUUGAAAAUGCAGACAAAAAUUUUCAAAUAAUAAUUAAGAAAUUAAUCCUUUUCUUCAAAUUCAAGAUUUCAAAUUUUUCAGACACAACUGACCCUAGGUAUAUUCCAAGUCAAUAUCAAGAAGUGAAUUUAAAUUUAAAUUUGAAUAUAAAAAAUAAAUCUCAAUCUGCCAAUGAAACUGAGCUGUCAAAGAUCGAUAAAAAUACUCCAUAAUUUUCAGAUGAGUUAUAACCAAAGGAAUAAAAAUAAUUGAAUAAUACCUAUGAGUUUAUCAAUAAUAAUAUUCGAAAUUAAGAAUAACAAGAAACGACUAUCUAGUCUAAAUAAUCUAUGACCAAUUAGAAAAGGUUAAAUCAGAUAACUAAAUUAAAUUAUGAAAUUCCUACAUUAAAUGACACUGAUUUGAUAGAUUAAGGCGGAUUCCAUAAGAUUUAUAGAACAAGUAUAAAUAUUGGUCCAUAAAAAAUAUUAAGUUUGGUUGUAAAGAAAGACGGUAAUAAAAUAAAAUUAAGAAAGGAAAUCGAAUUUAUAAAUAAAUGUUUUUAAAAUAGUUAUUCAAAAUAUAUAGCAUAGAUUUAUUUAAUAGAUAAAAAAUAUGAUUAAUAUUUAUUAAAGUAUUAUCAUUUCAAAAGUUUAAGAGAGUAUUUACAAAAAUAUAAAAAUGUCAUGUCAUUAAAAAGAAAAAUUAAAAUAUUAUUAUAAAUAGUAAAGGGUAUUUAACAUUUGCAUAAAAAGAAUAUUUUACAUUUAGACAUAAAGCCUGAUAAUGUUUUGAUAAGUAAAAAAGGUAAUGUUAAAAUUUGUGAUUUUGGAGAAGCUUAUCAUCCUGAAUAUCCAUUUUAAAAAGAUGGUGUUAAAUUCUCGGUGCCCUUUACCGCACCAGAAGUUAUAAAAAAUAGUGAAGUAUCAGAUAAAGCAGAUGUGUUUUCUUUUGGUGUAUUGGCUUACGAAUUAUUAUUUGUAUAAUUACCAAUAGUAUAAAUUCUUAUAAACAAACAGGCUUUUAUGUUUAAGAAAGAUUACCUAACUUAUUUUAAAGAAUCCAGCUUUAAUUUAGAAAAUUCUUAAAAAAGUAAUGUCGACGAUGGGCCUCGAACUAUUAUUCAGGAUCUGCAAGCUAUAAUUUUAAAAUGCCUAAGUCCAGAUAAAGAUUAAAGGCUUGAUAUCAGUGCAAUAUAUGAACUAGUAAAAAAUCAAUAGGUCUAAUUUAUGAACUAAAAGAUUUGA
Molecule: messenger RNA, 1950 nt
Organism: Paramecium tetraurelia
Lineage: Eukaryota; Ciliophora; Oligohymenophorea; Peniculida; Parameciidae
Exons: 4
Biological process (GO): protein phosphorylation; signal transduction
Cellular component (GO): cytoplasm
Molecular function (GO): protein kinase activity; ATP binding
Source: RefSeq, a predicted model, not a curated record